Molecule: messenger RNA, 1532 nt
Organism: Ilex paraguariensis (yerba mate)
Lineage: Eukaryota; Viridiplantae; Streptophyta; Magnoliopsida; Aquifoliales; Aquifoliaceae
Source: the annotation of a GenBank genome assembly
AUGACAUGCGGUAAGGGACUUACCGCAGACGAACUGCACCCCGCCAAUGUCACUCGUCUUUUUUGUAAAAGCCGUUGCCGACAGAGCUUUUGUUCACUAACCUUCUGUGAUGAAGGUUUACUAUCGCAUAAAGACAAAACCUUUGAUAGAUCAGAAUUUCACCAACUUGGAGAAAUCGGAGUUUUUGGACCCUUGCCCAGAGAGCACAACUGGGUCAUGGAAAUACUAGGUGAUGAUAAUAUCCUAGCCUUAAUUUUCCAAUGGGUUGAUGAUCCUGAUCACAGAAAAUCAUUCUCUCUAGUGUGCAAGCAAUGGUUAAUGGUCGAGGGCUUUACGCGAUUAUCUUUACGCGUUUUCGAACCUCAUCUCCUCUCUACAUUCUUACCCAGAUUCCCAAAUUUGCUCUUAUUUCAAUCAUCAGAAGUAAUUUCCAGCUUUUACAUCGAAUUCGUUGCCCGAACAUGUCCCAAACUUGAGGUGCUUGACAUUAAUUAUAAGGAAAAAAAUGAUGAUUGCGAUGAAUGCGAGGAUAACUUACUGGGUUUGGUUGAUGUUGAUGACAAUGGUAUAUGUGCUAUUGCCAUGUGCUGUUCUAAUUUGUCUAAAGUCUUUCUAAGAAGGCGGUCCAGAAUUGGGAAUGUUGGGGUUGUUUCCCUGGUUAAUUUGUUGCAUAAUUUAACAAUUUUGGAUUUGGGUUGGUGUAGUGGGAUUACAGAUGAAGCCCUUGAAGCUAUUGGGGUGGCGGCGAAUUCGUUGAUAACUUUGAACUUGCAGGGUUGUUGUUUGAUUACGGAUGUGGGUUUGGCUUCACUAACAAAAGGGUCUUUGUCGAGGACUUUGAAAAAAUUGGUUAUUGCAGACUGUGAUCGAAUCACCGAUGUAGGAGUACUGCAUUUGAAGCAAAUGUAUUGUUUGGAGCAGUUGAAUUUGGAGGAGUGUGGAUCAAAAGUAACUGAUACUGGGGGUAUGGCAAUUUCUGAGAUUGAAACUCUCAAGAGAUUGAAAUUAUCCUGGUUGAUGAAUAUAACGGAUGUUACUCUGAUUGCUCUUGCUCAGAAUUGCCAGAAUUUGGUGUUGCUUGAUCUGAAAGGUUGUGAAUUUGUUACAGGCAAUGGCAUUCGUGCCUUCAUGGGGCAUGAGGCCUUGGAAAUGCUUGUUUUGGUUGGUUGUGACAAUGUUGUAGGGGAUGAUCUAGAACAGAUAGUGCUUGGAUGCCGAACCUUGAGGUACAUUGCUCUGGAUAAACGACUUAGGAGCUGGAUUCCACUGACCAUGCAACAGAAAAUUAGCAAAUCUUGUAGCUUAGAUUGGAAAUGAUGCAUAAAUAAAGGGUGUAAAUUCUAGGGUUAGAUCAGGGUAUAUUGGGUCUAGUUGAAGCUCUUGUGCAGUUCCUUGCUUCUUGACAUUGUGAGCAAUUAUCAACCAUGUUCUUUUUCUUUCCAUUAGUUUAUGGAUUGCAUUAUUUGGUCCGAGUUUUCAUUGUUGUUUCUUGUUCUUUAAUUACUCAUUGGUGGAUACUAGUUACAUAUAUG